AUGGGUCGAUGCCGGGGGCGGAAUGGCACCAUAGCGACGAGCUCGUCGCCCGCUCGCGGCCGCUUUCCCCUUUUUCUAAAGGGGGGGGCGAGGGAAAGGCGGUUCGUGAGGAUGGAUGGGCGGAUGGACUCGGCAUCGUGCCGCCUGGUCAGCAAGGCACGCGACGAGGAGGAGCCGAAGCGGGAUGAGGCGGCCGCUGAUGGCGCCCAAAAUUCAUCAGCCUUUGGGAGGAGGCCGCCGGAUGCCGCUGGCAACUAGCAUGUCUUUUGGCUGGCCGGGGAUUUGGGGGUCG
This is a messenger RNA of Gaeumannomyces tritici R3-111a-1, 292 nucleotides long. RefSeq lists its product as hypothetical. The coding region runs from base 1 to 258 and encodes 85 amino acids. The record is from RefSeq and is a predicted model, not a curated record. The transcript has a single exon. Lineage: Eukaryota; Fungi; Ascomycota; Sordariomycetes; Magnaporthales; Magnaporthaceae.